CGGCGGCCGCUGCCUGUCUCCUCCCCGGCCCCAGACUCAAUUGAUCGCCAAUGUCGGUCCGCGUCGUUGCCCGGCUGCGUCCUCUCCUAUCCAAGGAGCUGGAUAAGGACAUCAUCGUUCGAACCGACAGCGUCGACCCCGAGAAGCCGCCGACAAUCGUCAAGAUCCCGAACCCGCGCAACGAGAGCGAAGAGUUUUCGUUUACUUUCAAUGGCGUCUACGGCCAGGAGACCUCGCAGGAGACUCUGUUUACUUCAGAAGUGGCACCGCAUCUAAAAUCACUGUUUCAGGGUCUUGAUGUCACCAUCUUCGCGUAUGGAGUUACAGGAACGGGGAAGACGCAUACGAUGCGAGGGGGGAUGAAGCUGGCCGAGCGAGGCGUGAUUCCCCGUUUGCUCAGUGGCGUGUUCCGCAGAGGAAAGAAGAUCAUGAAGGAAUCAGAAGGAAACACAGUGGUGGAGGUGGCUCUAUCAUACUACGAAAUCUAUAACGACAAGGUCUACGACCUGCUGGAACCCCCCGAGAAACGGACACCCACUGGACUGCCCCUCCGCGCAGAGGCCAAUGGCAAGACUGUCGUGGUGGGCUUGACAGAACGAGCCUGUGAAGAUCUUAAAGACUUUGAAAAGUUGUACAUUGAAGCCAACAACCACCGCGUAACGGCGGCCACCAAGCUGAACGCUCUCAGCAGUCGAAGUCACGCUAUUUUACGGGUCAAGCUGACGCAAACAACCGGUAACAUGGUCCGCGAAAGCACAGCAUCCGCCAUUGACCUGGCUGGUUCGGAGGAUAAUCGCCGGACCGAUAACGACAAGGAGCGGAUGGUGGAAUCAGCGGCCAUCAACAAGAGCUUGUUCGUUCUCAGCCAGUGCAUCGACGCCAUUUCACAAGGAGCCAAGAGGAUACCUUAUCGCGAGUCUAAAAUGACCAGAAUUCUGUCAUUGGGUCAGAAUAACGGCAUCACAGUCAUGAUCCUAAACUUGUCGCCGCUGCGAAAUUAUCACUUGGAUACUCUUAGCAGUUUAAACGUGAGCUCUCGAGCCAAGCGCAUUGAGGUCCGCGAGAUUGAGAAUGAGGUCGUUUUCAAGCAAGUUCCUAGGACGAACUCUGCUGCAGCUAACCAGCGACAGCCGUUGAAAAAUUUAGCCAAUGCAAUCAAUACUCACAAUGUUAGCAGCGGAAAAGCUGCAGAAAAGACAACAGAAGUAGCCAAGCCCGUCAAGGCAUUUAGCGUAUAUACAGACAAGGCAAAGCCUUCAGGAAUUGCGCGCCCUAGAACUAGCUCCGGCCCUAGAACCAGCUCUGGCCCGACUCUCUCUUCUUCCCAGCCCCGUCGUUCAUCGCUGAAGCGACCCUCUGACCAGGACUCAACCUCUCGACCUAGCAAGCUUGCUCGGCCAAUUGUUCAUCAAACCCCUCAGCGGCAAGUAACUCAGCCCUCGCGACCCUCGCUGCCCUCGCAACCUUCAGAAUCUUCACAGCCCUCACAACAAACGGUCACCGUGACGGCGGCUGAGAUCGAGGCUAUGGUUGAGAGGAAAGUGAGCGAGAUACUAGCGGCAAGGGAAGCAGCUGAGGAAUCUAUCCGACGGACGCAAAUUUCACCAGAGGCUGGUGAUGCAGUCCAAAGACGGCUGGAAGCCUUGGAGCGGCGGAUUGAAAAUGAAGAAUGGAGAGAAGAUGCCAAAUCUGAGGGACUGCGGCUUCUACUUGCAGCAAGGCAUCACAGAGAGCGGGGAGAUGAUGCUGCUGCUCUCAAGGCCUACGAGAUGGCUCUACCAUACUUUCCAAAUCAGCCAAAGCUUAUAGGAAAGAUUGAGCGUCUGCGAGCUCGUAUAGAAGCUUCAGGGGGGGCAUCCUCUCCUGAAAAGAGGGAAAGGAGAAGGGACCGCAAGCCGAGACGCAAGCCUGUGAGCUCGGAAGACGAUGAUGAUGCCGAAGCAGACGGGGAAGAAGAAGAUGAAUGCCCAAUUUCCACGCCAAAGAUCAAGGCAAGCAAGCUCAAGGCCAGAAGAGCACCAAAAACUCUUCUUACUGAAGAAGAUGAGGAUAAUACACCCAAUACUCAACGACUACUAGACGUGGUUAACUCACGAGACGCAACUCAGAUUCAGGGCCUGGUAGGGUUCGGCGCGAAGAAGGCUCAGGAUCUGGUAGGCUAUCUAGAGCUGGCGACCGCUGAGGGUGGCGGCGAGAUUGAGACGCUGUCUCAGCUGCGAACGAUUCCUGGUCUGGGUGGCCGAACCGUAGACCGUGCAUAUGAGGGACUGGUAUCAAAGGCAUAAAAUCAUAUAAAGUCAUGGGCGGCGUUUUGAUAUAGAAUUGGCGUGCAUGUGUUACUAGCGUUUCGCUUGGAAACCAGAAAUGGCGAUUGCCAUAUCCGCAAAACGCAUUAAAUGGGCGUUGGGGAUUGUGGUCAAAGCUAUAUGAGGAUUAACAGCACAUUUUAUAUAGCUGCUGUUUUAUUAAUUGGCUCAAAGCCGCAUUUGACAGUGAACAUCAUCAAAUCGAUUCUCUGCCUCCCUUGCAUGGCAUGACAUGACAUGCAUGCAGCCUGACCUGAAUCUUGUCUUGCUUUCUUUUGUGUUUCCUGUCCGUCUCAACCCUUUUUCUUUUGUUUCUUUAAGAUUGUGACGUUCUUUUUGUCGGUAUUCUAGCGCUGGUUCUUGUUAUGUGAGACACAUUUUAGAUUUUAGACUAGGUUUCUAUUAUAUACCGUGAAGCCGAGCUUCAAAUGGGCAAGCAAUUUUUGC
This is a messenger RNA of Trichoderma asperellum CBS 433.97, 2753 nucleotides long. RefSeq lists its product as uncharacterized. The record is from RefSeq and is a predicted model, not a curated record. Gene Ontology annotation, biological process: microtubule-based movement. NCBI's taxonomy places the organism in Eukaryota, Fungi, Ascomycota, Sordariomycetes, Hypocreales, Hypocreaceae. Gene Ontology annotation, cellular component: kinesin complex; microtubule. Gene Ontology annotation, molecular function: plus-end-directed microtubule motor activity; microtubule binding; ATP binding.